Messenger RNA from Thamnophis elegans (Western terrestrial garter snake), 6035 nucleotides. RefSeq names its product solute carrier family 25 member 18 (gene SLC25A18). Lineage: Eukaryota; Metazoa; Chordata; Lepidosauria; Squamata; Natricidae. Gene Ontology annotation, biological process: aspartate transmembrane transport; L-glutamate transmembrane transport; malate-aspartate shuttle. The record is from RefSeq and is a predicted model, not a curated record. Gene Ontology annotation, molecular function: L-aspartate transmembrane transporter activity; L-glutamate transmembrane transporter activity. The transcript is spliced from 9 exons. Bases 3939 to 4913 code for a protein of 324 amino acids.
GGUAAUUAAAAUCCCCCCCAAAAAUUUAAAUAAAAUAUUUCAGUUGUGUAACAACAAGGUGUAGAAACAAUAAAAAGAAUAUGUUUAGCCUCUUGGAAGACUAUGUGGAUUGAUUUUGAGAACAGAUCCUGCUUGAUGGGAGAAGGGCAUCUUGUGCUAUACUCAUAGCACAAAAUGUUUUAGAUGCAUCAUGCCCAAACAUACCAUAUAAUUAAAGCCUGUAUUCUAUGCAGACUGGCUGAUGCAGUGGCUGGUAUCUACCUUUAAACACUGCUAUGUUUCUUAAAUGUUACUAAAAUUGUAAUACAUUGCUAUUCUUAAUGCUGAUGAGGAGCCAGGUUUGGAAGCACUGACUUUUCUAAGUCCACCAGGAGUUGAAAUAGGUUGGUUGUACUGUAUAGUACAAGUUUCUUUUUCUCCUUUUUUCGUACUUCUAAGUCCGCUCAACCCCUUGCCUUUGGGUAUAUGCAAAAUAAAAACAAGGAUAUCAAAUAUCAAAACAGCAGAAAAGGAAACUCACUCCUGUGGAGCAAACAUCCAUCAAAAAAUCUAUAACCUUGCACUCUAGCUCAGAACCUGAAGAAAAAAGCUUGGUAUUUAAGGUAUACCUACAUGACUAGCGACUAUGGCAGCAAAGGUACAUCUCCAGGCGCAUCUGGUCCCCGUCCGGUGACAUUGCUAAAUUCUGUCCAAUCUUAUUGAAUAAGAAACAGGAGAGAGAUUGUUACUCAAAUAGUUAAAGUAUAUGCCUCAUAGGUGACAACUAGCAUCUUGAUUUGUAUCUGGAAGCCUACUGGUCACUAGUACAGCUUGCAGUGGAAGAAUGCAUUGUGCACUAGCUAUUUCUGAGUUGUCUUCACGGUUAGGCCCUUUGCACUUGUCCACAUGCAGGACAUGACAUAAAUCACUAUGUAAAGAACCUCCUGGUCCAGAAAUGGGCUUAAUGAAUCUUAUGUAAAUGUCUUACUGGUCAUAGAUGUUUCUUGGCUGUAUUUAUCCAUUAAAAGUCAAGGAAGACCCCUAAUACUCCACUGAGCUGCAAUUGAUUUGGGGAUAUGAAAUCUCAUUGCGUGAUACCACAUUAAUGGAAUAUAAUGUUAUCAAUUGAUACAACCUUGCUUGAGAAAUUAGAGCUUGACUAAAUUACCUGAAAUGUACAGCAUUUGUUUAAAAUUGUCCUCAUCCAAUGAAAACGCUUGAGCUGGAGUUUGUGACUUUUUUUUUUUGCUGGACCUAAAAUAAGAUGAACAGCGAGAAAGAAAAAAAGUUUCCUAUGUAUAUUCAAAUAAUAUUACUGGGAAUUUGUAGACAGUCCCUUAAAGCAGGCAUGAGUGGUUGUUUUUUAAGGAUUCCAGAUGUGAGUCAGAUGCUUAAAAUGAGAGAGGAGGAAGGGAGGAACCCAACUGCUUGAAAAUAAGGAAGGUAAGUUUCCCAACUUUUCUGACUUUACAUUUCAUUCAUAAAAGUAUUUCAGUAUUUAUCAUUCCAAAAACAAUCUACAAAUUCAUGGCAUUAUUUGUGCAAAUGAAUUGGGAGACAAAUGAUCUACUCAAACCAGUGAGAUUGCUACGUAAUUAAUAUAAGUGGAGAGGGAGACUUAAUUUAUUCAGUGAAAUUAGAUGUGAAUUAGGAGGAGGUAGUUUAUAGCCAUUUCUUUCUAACAUUGCUACAGGAACAAUUACAAACCUUGUGUUGUUUCUAAACAUCUGUAUCUGAUGUGUAGUAUAUGUAUAAUUAAAAUUGCAUUUGUGCUCUAUAAAGUAUUAUAUGGACACGUUUGCACUAAGGGUUAUAAUUAUUCCACCAACCAAAUGCUGAAAUUGUUUCGUUUUGAAGUUUUCUAUAAAUGAGGAAAUGCAUGUGAAUGAGUGACCAGCAGCAUAUAAUGACAGCUUCCAGAAAGUAAGGGUGCUUUUAUACCUGAUUAAUGCAGUGGAUACUUAAUGUAUGAUUUUUGACAUUUGAAUAAGUUUUUUUUUUCCUACAGUAGAUGAAAAAAGGGUGUGGAUUUGAGGAAUCAGGUCAAUUUCACAGGAAUGGUUUAUGAGAUUUCAAUUUUUUUAAAGUUUAUAUUGCAGAUGGACAUUUGAUAUUUUUUAAUUGAGUAGCUAUAUUUUAGUACUUUUUUGUAGGUUUGGAAUUACCAUUUCUAAUAACACUCAAAAUAUGUAAAGAUAUUUUGUUUUGCCACGACUAAUAUAUAUGAGGGCUGGCUAUGUAUUUUUUUGCACAGUUGCAUGGAGAUAGAUUGCUCUAGAAGUUUAAAACUUCAAUAAUACGCUUCAUGCAAACUUACUUUUUCAGUGCUAGUAUUGCAGUUCCACAGCUUAUAUAAAAUGCUUACAUAAGAAUUAUGACUAAUCAUAAAACUAUUGGUGACAUUUUUUCUGUUCUAUGAUUCAUUGUUUGUAUAUGUUGUACUAUCUUGUGGGGGGGAGACUUUGUAUAGCUGCUGAAAAAAAAUUAUAUAAUGACUGAACAACAUAGUAAAGUUUAUAAAUAUAUCCAGGGUGAGUUUGUUUGUUUUAGCUGUACCAUAUCGGGUUGAAAGCAGAAAAAUACCGUCACUUUCUCUUGAUGCUUUUCCUGACUGAAACACAAAGACUUAUUCAACUUUACAAUUAGCAACUGGUUCUUUCAGAGAAUGCCACACAGAUUGCAUAAAUCUGCACACAUUUAUGGUAGGUUGUUUGGUUCUAGCUUAAUGUGUUUUAUAGAACUCCAUCUUUAUGGCUUCGAAAUCAUGUUUUAUGAUUGAAUGUUUGUAAAUCCAGCUGUUUAUGACUUAUCUAAUAAACUACUUUGCAUUCAUAAAAAAGAAAGAAAAAACACAAAAAACAUAUUGCCUACACAAAAUUAUUUCGCCUAGUUUUUUAAACAAAUAUUUAAACCUUGAUUACACGAGGUGGUCUUUCAAUGGACAAGGGUGAAUAGACCAUAGUUUAAAUAAUAAUUUACAAAUAUGAACACUGUCACCAUCUCAGUUCAGAUGUCAACCAUGCUUAAACUAUAAUUAGCUAAAUAUUACCCUGGACUAUAAAUGUUGGGUAAUAAAUACAAAGUCUGGAGGUACAGAACACAUUAGCCAAAAACCUAACAUGAGUUAGAGUGGGGUGUGCUCCAGGUUAUUAAUUCCAGUUAGUUUUGAAAUGUGUAGAAGGAUAGAUGUAGAGAAUUUUAAAUGAUUUAGUCUUAUUUUUUAAAAAAAACCACAAACCACAAAUACUUUAGCUGUUCUAGUUUUUACUUUCACAUUAACUACCAUGAUAGAUAAAAGCCACACUUGAGUAAUAUUUGCAAGCCUUCUCCUCUUUUUCCAGAUGGAUGUUUGUCUACUUUCCCUUCCCUUCCUUCACAAAGAAGUCCUACACUGGCCACAUUACAGUGAUUCCCUGAAAUGUCUUUUUCAAAAUUUGCAGGGUGUGGGCUGAAUUCUGUGGAUCUGAUUUUUCUUUUCUGUUCAUGGUCUGGAGCCAGAUGUUACUGAAUUGUAACUCCUUGAAAUGUUUGGUGUUCACAUCCCUCUUGUGGAGCAGAAGCUCACUUGACUUUACCUUGAGUAAACUCACUGAAGAUCCCCCAACUCCUUUUGCUCUAAUGUUACUGAGUGCUUAUUUUCAGCUCCAUGGAUCUCAGGUGUAGUCAUAUGUAAGCAUGAAGGAAGGUCGUUACGAGACAGGGAAAGUAUGUAGUAUAAAGUGGCUUAUUAGGGGAAAGAAAGGAAGAAAAGAACCAAAUUUAUUCAGCAAACUUCCUUGAAAAUGCCCGGGACUUGAUUGAACUAUGAACAUUCCAUUCUAUUUUUGAACUCUGUGAUUUGUUAUCCAAUAAAGAAAGAAUUGUUUUCUGUCUCCAGUUAAAUAAAGACAGCGAAGACACUUCCCUAAGGUCAAAGAAUUUCCUGGGUUUGUAGUAGCAGCAGCCACCACCCAAGCAAAAUGACAAGCAAGAAGAUCAGCCUUCCAGCAAAAUUAAUCAAUGGAGGUAUAGCUGGCCUUGUGGGGGUAACUUGUGUGUUCCCUAUUGAUUUGGCCAAAACCCGUCUCCAGAAUCAGCAAGGACGAGCAGUCUACACAGGCAUGCAAGAUUGUUUGGUGAAGACAAUACGCUCAGAAGGGUUGUUUGGCAUUUAUAGAGGGGCUGCUGUAAACCUCACUCUUGUUACUCCAGAAAAGGCGAUCAAGUUGGCAGCCAAUGAUUUCUUCCGACAGUUGCUCUCCGUGGAUGGAAAAGAAUUGUCCUUGGCCAGGGAAAUGCUGGCUGGCUGCGGAGCUGGGACAUGCCAGGUGGUGGUCACAUCCCCGAUGGAAAUGUUGAAAAUUCAGCUUCAGGAUGCUGGGCGUCUAGCUGCUCAUCAGCAGAAAGCCCUGGGGCUGGAGAAAACAGCUGCUGCCUCUUCUCAUCCGCCACAAGGACAGCCUUACACCACUGGAACUCUGGCGGCCUCCAAACGCCCUUCUGCCACUAGGAUUGCAAGUGAACUGCUGCACACUCAGGGGAUAGCAGGCCUGUAUAAAGGGCUUGGGGCCACCCUACUCAGGGAUGUCCCUUUUUCCAUCAUUUAUUUUCCACUCUUUGCCAACCUUAACAAGUUGGGACAAAAGACCUCUGAAGAAAAAGCAUCUUUCUUUCAUUCAUUUCUGUCUGGCUGUGGGGCGGGAUCUCUGGCUGCAGUUGCGGUAACACCAUUGGAUGUUCUAAAAACUCGCAUUCAAACUCUGCAGAAAGGACUGGGAGAAGAUACCUACAAUGGAAUCAUUGACUGUGCCAGGAAGAUCUGGAUUCAUGAGGGUCCUUCCGCUUUUAUGAAAGGAGCAGGAUGUCGUGCCCUGGUGAUCGCUCCCCUCUUUGGCAUCGCCCAAGGAGUCUAUUUCAUUGGCAUUGGAGAAUGGAUCAUGAGCUUUUUCCAAUAAUGCCACCUUGCAAUUGAAGAAGACUCUGGAUUAAAUUUGCACAAAUUGCAAACCAUCACUUGAAAAUCAACAGAACAGAACCAUCUUGUGAGCAUUUUUGGGGAUCGUAAACCACCAUCCAUGGAAGAUGGCCUAGAUGGAAUACCACCUUUGCUUCUUUUUGUAUUCAGCAGAUGACUUUCAGCAAACUAGAAUAUAGACGCUGUGCUUCUAAAGACCACACCUUCUGGGUAAAUCUUCAUUGGAUUAAUUACAUCUGAUAGAGCAUUCUUUGAUUGAAAGAAUAUUUGAAAACUACAGUAUCCGUAAAAACAACUGAAAUAGCAAAUACAAUACAGGUAGCAUUCAAUUUAAGACCUACCCAUUACAGUUGCAAGUAGUGACAGCUCAUAAAUGAUAUGGCCUUGCUUAAUAACUUCCACUAUCUGCUUGCCUUAAUGAGGCCAUUAAAUGAAUGCAUGAGUUGUUAAGCAGAGCACGGGUACCUCGGAGGGAGGGGGAGACCCAGGACAGGCCCAGGCCUACCUGCCUAGGCUUCCCAAGCCUCCCCUACCCCAAGGCAUCCCAUGUUCUGCUUCUUGGGGUCCCUGCAGGCCUUUGCUUCUCACCCAAAGGGGCAUAAGAUGGCUACUGGCAUGCAGGGGCUCUGAGGCCUUGUAGGCCGAGGCUUUCUUUUCACUCAGCCACCCAAGGAACUUGGACUCUGCCUGUUCCUCAGCCACCUCCAAGGCCCAGCAGCACCCAAGUUAUCUUUUUUUAUUGCAAAGGCUCCCAGCUGAGGUGAUGCAAGGAUCAGUUUUUCCUACAGAGGCUGUCCCAAGACAACCUUGGGCUAUUGUAUUCUGCAAGCAAGCACUAUUGUUGUGGGCCUGUAAGGGGAGGGGGUCCAUUUUAAAGUAAGCUCCACAAACACUCUCCAAAAUUAGAGCCUCUGUAAAAAAAAAAAAAAUGGAGCCGGCUACGGGCUUGUGACAAUACUACCUGCUUUCAGAAUAGCACAAGGCUGUCUUUAUAGUUAUUUUUCUUAGGUUUUUCCAAGGAUGCAUCUAGGCCAGGGGUCCCCAAACUUGGCAACUUUAAGAGUUGUGGACUUCAACUCCCAGAAUUCUCCAGCCAGCAGAG